GAUCGUUUAGCAGAUUCAAUGAAAGAGAAAGAAAAAGAAAACUCAAGCCAUCAACUACAAUCCUCAACAGCAAAAGCUAAUUCUGGUGCGAAAGCAUUACCAAAUAACAUUGUUCAAAAUGCAAAGAGCAUCCAUCGAAAAUAUCAGCUGCUGCAACAAUAAUAAAAAGUAAAAAAUUAGAUCUACCAAUCGAUCCAUCGAUAACAUUUGAUCAAGAUAAAGGUACAGCGAAUGAAUUAGAGCAACAAUUACAUAAAUUAUUGGCUGAAAAUGAAAGAUUAACAAAAGCUGUUGAUUUUUAUGAAAAAAAUGCUAUUGUUCUUCCACGAGCCGACAGUACACGUACCGCAUUUUGUUUUGUAAAUGAUAUUGUUAAAAAAAUGUCAAUACCAAAAGACAAUGAAAACGAUCGGCGAAAAGAAAUUCUUGAAGCAUCGUGUUCAAAACUAGAUAUACCUUAUGAUGGAGUUAUUAAAGUAUUUAAAAGUCAGAAAAUAAUGGCCACCAAAGCUCGAGAAUUGUUCCAAUUGGUGUUUGCAGACUAUAUUGACGCUCCAUAUGAUUGGAAAAUCUGGAUAGAGGAAGACGAAAAUCAACAAAGGUUGGAUAUACUAGAAAGUACGAACCAGGGAAAAUCUGAGCUAGAUACAAAUGAAAGCGAUCAACAAUCACUUAACAAUACUAUGAUUGCCCCAAAUAACAAUCGCGAUGAUAUACUAUCUGAAAAUUCGUCUACUAAUGAUAACGAAGGGCAAGAUGGGCAAUUAAAUAUUAUCGAAUCGGAUGACGAGGGUGAAUUUGUAUCUGCUAAUUGUGAUCAUACUAAUGUGGGCGAAGAUUAUGAUGAUGACGAUUUUUUAAUUGAACUCGGUACAAAUCAAAGAGAAUAUGAUGAAACUGACAUUUGUGUUUUAUUAUAUUCAUUUAAAACAAAAUAUAAAUUAUCAUUAAAUGGCUUAAAAUCAUUAAUAAGAGUAUUACUGACUUUAAAAGUACCGCAUACACCACAAUCUGUAUAUAAACUUACACAAACAAUCAGAAAAAGUGAAGAUGUACGUCGACGUGGAUUGGCAAAUCCAACACCAAAAGAAUUAUUAACUAAAAUAUCGAUAUGUCCAAUGUGUGAUCAAAUAACAACAUCAUUAACUGUAUGUACUAAUGGAUGUCAAUAUCAAGAACAAAUAUUAAUUAAACCGCAUGUAUUUAUGCCCUUUGAUAUUAAGGAACAAAUAAGUAAAAUUUUGCUUCGUGAAAAACAAGUUAUGUUUAAUACACAAGAACUACCAUCAUCAACCGGAACAAAAGAAAUAUUGAUGACAGAUAUUCAACAUGGUAGCCGUUAUCGACAAUUUAUUGAAAAAAUUGAUCCAAAACAAUGCUUUUUAACAUUGAUAUUGAAUGUCGAUGGUAUAGCUGUUCAUACAAAUAGUGAACAAUCAAUGUGGGUUGUAACUUUAGCCAUUAACGAAAUCAAACGGACAGAAAGAUUUAAAAUUCAUAAUGUUAUCGUUGCCGGUGCAUCAGUUGGCUAUUGUAAACCAUCAAGAAAAGUAAUGUCAUUAAUGCUAAGACCAAUA
Didymodactylos carnosus is the source of this 1577-nucleotide messenger RNA. NCBI's taxonomy places the organism in Eukaryota, Metazoa, Rotifera, Eurotatoria, Philodinida, Philodinidae. The record is from the annotation of a GenBank genome assembly.